AUGUCGCUAGACGGCAAUGAAUCGCCGAAGGUAGACCAGUACGAUGAGGUAAUGGAGGCUUUAUCUUCACUCAUCACCAAACGUAGUCGUGCUGAUAAGAGCAAUAAAGGCGAUCGGUUUGAUUUAUUAUUUGAUUAUAUCAAGAUAUUGGAAUUAGAGGAGCCAAUAAAAGAGAUGAAUAUUAUUCAUGUAGCGGGCACCAAAGGAAAGGGAUCCACUUGCACUUUUACGGAAUCAAUUUUACGUAAUUGUGGCUUCCAUACUGGACUUUUUACAUCUCCCCACCUCAUCGAUGUUCGAGAAAGAUUUCGAUUGGAUGGUAUAGAUAUUUGCGCGGAAAAGUUUUUGACAUAUUUCUGGUGGUGUUGGAAUCGACUCAAGGAAAGAACCAGUGACGAGGUACCAAUGCCCACAUAUUUUCGCUUCCUUGCUUUACUUGCCUUCAAAAUAUUUGCAGCUGAGAAGGUAGAUGUUGCUAUUCUGGAAGUUGGUUUGGGCGGAAAAUUUGAUGCAACAAAUGUGGUGUGCAUCAUAUACAUAAAUUUGGAUUAG
Molecule: messenger RNA, 552 nt
Organism: Fraxinus pennsylvanica
Lineage: Eukaryota; Viridiplantae; Streptophyta; Magnoliopsida; Lamiales; Oleaceae
Source: the annotation of a GenBank genome assembly